Molecule: messenger RNA, 1011 nt
Organism: Ziziphus jujuba (common jujube)
Lineage: Eukaryota; Viridiplantae; Streptophyta; Magnoliopsida; Rosales; Rhamnaceae
Exons: 5
Coding region: 79-720 (213 amino acids)
Source: RefSeq, a predicted model, not a curated record
AACCACCCUAUUAAUCUUUCCAAACUUCAUCAUCGACAUCGUUUUUUGCGCUUAUCGAGUGAGCUAGGAGUCCUAAAAAUGGCGUUCGUUCACUGCCCAGUGACUGUUCCUUUUGAGACUUCAAGGCACCCGAAGACUUCCAUUCUGGAGUCAUCUUUAUCAUCAUCUUCUUCUCAUGAGUCUCUGUUUUCUCUAGCUUUCUCUUCUGCUUCUCACUGGUCCAGAGCCCGUAAUCGCUCUAGAUUUUCCAAGCUUAGUCCAUUGGAAUAUAAAGUAAAGGCUCAGCCUCAAGAAGCUAAUCUCAGUUUAGCUGAUGCAUUUACUCACUUCAAGCAUCUACUUCUGCCGAUUACCGACCGCAAUCCUUAUCUUUCAGAGGGAACAAGACAGGCUGUGGCAACUGCCGCUGCUAUGGCAAAGAAGUAUGGGGCUGAGAUCACCGUUGUGGUUAUUGAUGAAAAGCAGAAAGACUCAUUGCCGGAGCAUGAAACCCAACUCUCAAGCAUCCGCUGGCAUCUAUCUGAAGGUGGGUUCCAGGAAUUCAAAUUGUUAGAGCGACUUGGGGAGGGGAACAAGCCAACAGCCAUCAUUGGUGAGGUUGCUGAUGACUUGAAUUUGGAUUUAGUUAUUAUAAGCAUGGAGGCAGUUCAUUCGAAGCAUGUGGAUGCAAACCUGCUUGCUGAGUUCAUUCCUUGCCCCGUAAUACUUUUGCCAUUGUAAACUGUAGUCUUUUCGGGCACAAUGACUACUUUGCAAUGCAAAUUCAAGUUUCGUCUCAUGUGCUAAUCAAUCAUCCUAUCAUUAUUCAGGGAGAAACAAUGAAAAGUGUCUCAUAGCCAUAUAUUGCUGUGUUUGGAAAUGCUUUAUGUAUAGUGCUAGCAGUGUCAUUUUGAGACUGUUAAAAGGCAGCGGUGGAAUGGAUAAUUUUUUAUCUCGUGAACUGGUUAAUUUGUAUUCUGGGGAAGCCAGAAUGUUUAAUGGAUAAGCCUCCUAGUGACAAAUUGGUUAUCA